Vicia faba (fava bean) is the source of this 840-nucleotide messenger RNA. The record is from the annotation of a GenBank genome assembly. NCBI's taxonomy places the organism in Eukaryota, Viridiplantae, Streptophyta, Magnoliopsida, Fabales, Fabaceae.
AUGUUUGGUUCAAAGAAAGAUGCUAAACCUAGUUCUAAGAAUAACAACCCUUCAAGGAAGGCUUCUUCUGAGUAUAACCUAGUUCAGGGAGAAACUAAUACGAAUCCGUUUGAUGACGGUGAUGUUCAUCAUGGACGAUCUUCUUUGUCUUCGUAUGCUCCGUCAUAUGGAAAUCGGAACAUGUAUAAGAAUGAUUUCCGUGAAUCUGGGGGGUUGGAGAGUCAGUCAGUGGAGGAUUUGGAGAACUAUGCUGUUUACAAGGCUGAAGAGACUACGAAAUCGGUGGAUAAUUGUCGGAAGAUAGCUGAGGAGAUGCGAGAGGAGGCUUCCAAGACGUUGGUUAUGCUGCAUCAUCAAGGCGAGCAGAUUACAAGAAGUCAUGAUAUUGCUGCUGGCAUUGACCACGAUUUAAGUCGGGGAGAAAAGCUUUUGGGAAGCCUUGGUGGCAUGUUCUCGAGAACAUGGAAACCGAAGAAGACUGGCGCAAUAAAAGGGCCAACCAUAUUUUCCGAUGAUCCCGUCCGAAGAAGCGCCAACCACUCUGAGCAACGAGAGAAGUUAGGAUUGAACUCUGCCCCUAAAGGACAGUCAAACCCAAGGAGAGCCAUUUCGGAGCCAACUAAUGCAUUUGAAAGAGUCGAGGUUGAGAAAGGGAAGCAAGAUGAUGCACUAUCUGAUAUAAGUGAUCUGUUGGGAGAACUUAAAGGCAUGGCCAUUGACAUGGGAUCUGAAAUUGACAAGCAAACCAAAGCCAUAGGUGGAUUUGAAAAAGAUACCGAGAAGUUGAAUGACCGCAUGAAUGGCGCCAAUCGACGCACUCGCCAUUUACUUGGAAAAUAG